Molecule: messenger RNA, 2319 nt
Organism: Penaeus indicus
Lineage: Eukaryota; Metazoa; Arthropoda; Malacostraca; Decapoda; Penaeidae
Exons: 13
Coding region: 1-2319 (772 amino acids)
Biological process (GO): regulation of transcription by RNA polymerase II
Cellular component (GO): nucleus
Molecular function (GO): DNA-binding transcription factor activity, RNA polymerase II-specific; RNA polymerase II cis-regulatory region sequence-specific DNA binding
Source: RefSeq, a predicted model, not a curated record
AUGAAUGGAGGCAAGCGACAGAGCCCUAUUUUGGCAACAGUGCCUUCAAAGCCUGGAACGUUCUCUGAGAGUCUUGCUGGCAUUGUCCUGGAGAGUGACAAGGACGAUGAGAGGAUGAAGAGUCACCCCGUUCACAGCGUGGCAUACAACGGCAUCAACGGCAUCAUCUACAACAGCACCAUCCUCGCCACCGGCUGCUUCUCCGCCCGCGAGCUAUGGAGACUCUCUAAAACCUCCAUCAUGACCAUGGGCAGUGGCGGGACAGGUGUUAACACAAUCAAGAUGGAAAACCCUCCUUACUACACCACAUACACGUCUCCUGUGCCAGACCACACGCUGAUGGCUGGGACGUAUAGCACAUACAUGGAGCGAGCUGACAGCCCCCUCUCCAUGGGGCGGACACACGACCCCCACUCCCCCCUGGAGCCCCGCAGCAAGCGUGUCCGCCGGCUGAGCUCUGAGGAGGACACCCUAGACAAGACCGAGCUUGCCUACUACACCCAGUCCCCGGCGUCCCUUUCGUCCCACACGUCCUCGUGGCACUCAGACAUCGACCACGGUGGGUUGGUGGCACCCUCCGCAGCCUCAGCGCCUCCUGCAGCCGCCUCAGUCGCAGCGUCUAGCACCUACCUCCACCCUCACACCCCCCCUCACCACACCUCGCAACACACCCUCGGUCCCCCAUCGGUACACUCUCCCCACCUGGUGCACAGUGGAGGAAAAGUUACCAUAGCCGCGUCAGGUGGUCUACAGCCUGUAGUUAGAACUCCUUCCGUAGAGUCACUGUCUAGUCACGAACAGCACACACGCAACGUUGUAUCGCCACACAAUCGAGAAGUCUUGUGCCCGUCCACAGUGCUGCCCCCAAUGUCCCUAAGCAGCACUGUGAUGGCAGCGACCCCCAGCUAUUAUCACGAGGCAGCUCCAGCAUCGCCCACCAAAUACCACGAAAACGGGCAUGACACUUUCUCAGACUUUGUGACGCUCGUGUGCCAGGAGGCUCAGAAUACGCAACAUACGCAGCAAGCCUCUCCUCCCGGCGUGUCCCGCAGCCCGACCAAAAUCCAGGGCGGUUACUACACGGCAGGUACAAUGCUCCCCCCUCCUCCUCCACCGCCCAUGGCACGACCUGUGGCCAUCAUUCGCUCCACAGCUGACCUGGCCCACAGCGGUAGUGUUUCUCCGGGGCCUGUCUCCCCCCCACACUCAGCUGCUGGAAGUAGUGGGGGAGGUAAUGGAGGAUCUAUCCUUCCCGAUGUCUCGCCUCCAGACCGACGCGACGAAGGACUCAGCUCCCCCCCUCCUGCAACCUCCGCUCCACCAGUCUCACAGAUGUUUGUGUGUGACGCUAGCUUUGGAGGUGUGCGUAUGUACCGGCAGGAUGGUCCUCUGCGCUUAGCCAUCACGAGCCGACAUGAUACCCCCCCCUCCCACACCCCCCACCACCACCACCAUCAGCACGGCCAGCUCUUCACGUACUCCAGCAUGAGUCCAGUCAGCGCCAUGUCGGGUGUCAUAUCCCCGACCAGCAUGAGCCUCUUCACGUCCCCGGGCACCACCCCGCGCACGACCCCUCGCUCCACCCCUCCCGUGCCGCGCUGGAACACCCCCUUCAUCAACCUGGACGAGAAUAUGGACUACACUACCAUGUCGACGCUGAUGCCCACUCUGCCUGCCGACGCCACCUCCGCGCAGCUCAUCGAGGAUGACCGGUACUUCACGACCGUGGUGCACAGCAGUGAGGCCACCGUUGCUGCAGCAGCAGCAGCGGCAGCGGCGGCAGGGCCCCCCCCAUCAGGGAGCUCAGGGCCCCCUCCACCUCCUCCUCCUGCCAUAGACACAAGCCCCGAGCCCAAUCCCAUUCUCAACCGAUGCUCGUCUCUCGUCCGGCAGCUCUUCACGUACUCCAGCAUGAGUCCAGUCAGCGCCAUGUCGGGUGUCAUAUCCCCGACCAGCAUGAGCCUCUUCACGUCCCCGGGCACCACCCCGCGCACGACCCCUCGCUCCACCCCUCCCGUGCCGCGCUGGAACACCCCCUUCAUCAACCUGGACGAGAAUAUGGACUACACUACCAUGUCGACGCUGAUGCCCACUCUGCCUGCCGACGCCACCUCCGCGCAGCUCAUUUACCGGUACUUCACGACCGUGGUGCACAGCAGUGAGGCCACCGUUGCUGCAGCAGCAGCAGCGGCAGCGGCGGCAGGGCCCCCCCCAUCAGGGAGCUCAGGGCCCCCUCCACCUCCUCCUCCUGCCAUAGACACAAGCCCCGGGGCACACCCAGGGGCCCCCCACACGCCCACCAAGUCUCAGUCCACAUAA